This is a messenger RNA of Gymnogyps californianus (California condor), 4673 nucleotides long. It is a transcript of the gene HOMER3, whose product is annotated as homer scaffold protein 3. Gene Ontology annotation, cellular component: dendrite; plasma membrane; postsynaptic density. Gene Ontology annotation, molecular function: semaphorin receptor binding; G protein-coupled glutamate receptor binding; chemorepellent activity. The transcript is spliced from 20 exons. NCBI's taxonomy places the organism in Eukaryota, Metazoa, Chordata, Aves, Accipitriformes, Cathartidae. The record is from RefSeq and is a predicted model, not a curated record. Gene Ontology annotation, biological process: positive regulation of cell migration; neural crest cell migration; semaphorin-plexin signaling pathway. The coding region runs from base 114 to 2654 and encodes 846 amino acids.
ACUAGUAUUGGAUGGAAAAUAAGAAUUUUGAAGAACAAUCUAAAAUGAGAGAGCAUUAAGAGGUCACACAACACAAAAAUGAAAAGAGAAUCCCUGGUAAUAUAAACACUUUUAUGAAAGAAGGAUUAUCCAAUGUUUCUACUCUCCUUGUGAAUGAAGAAACGAAUACCUUAUUUGUUGGAGGCAGAGAUGCAGUGUUUGCUCUUGACUUGAAUAAUAUUUCUAGAGAAAUAUCCAGGGAAUACUGGUUUGCUACACAGGAAAGACAACUGGAAUGUAUUCGUAGAGGGAAGGACAAGAUAAGAUGCCAGAACUACAUCCUCUUCCUCCAUAAGAUAAAUUACUCUAACUUAUAUGUUUGUGGAACCAAUGCAUAUCACCCAACUUGUGAUCAUAUGGUUAUCCAUGGGACGAACAUAAGCUUGCAAGGAAGAGGUGAAGAGAGCAGAGGAAAGUGUCCGUUUGAACCAACUCUGAAGUAUGCGUCUGUUUUUGUAGAUGGGGAAUUUUAUUCGGCUACUUCAAAUAAUUUCUUGGGAACAGAACCUAUAAUACUUCGCAGUAUGAGAAAUCCUGUAAGAACAGAGUUUAAAACAUCGUGGCUAAAUGAACCAAGCUUUGUCAACAUGGAAAUAGUGCAUGAAAGUGAAUCUAAUCCAAAUGGAGAUGAUGAUAAAAUUUAUGUGUUCUUCACUGAAACAGCUGUUGAAUUUGAAUUCUAUGACAAGCUUCUGGUGUCCAGAAUUGCCCGUAUCUGCAGAGGUGAUCUUGGUGGAAAACGCAUAUUGCAGAGAAGAUGGACAUCAUUUUUAAAAUCCCGCCUUUCCUGUUCCAUUCCAGAAUUAAGCUUCCAUUUCAAUGUUGUCCAGGACAUCUUUUUACUUAGGAGAAGAAAGUGGCAGGACAGCGUAUUUUAUGGAAUUUUUUCCCAACAAUGGGGAAGAUUAGACAUAUCAGCUGUUUGUGCAUACAGUAUGAAAAAUAUUCAGGAAGUCUUCUCCAAAGGAAGCUACAAAGGACCAGUAACUGUAGAACAUUCCCCUGUUAAGUGGAUGGUAUAUAGGGGAGAAGUGCCAGUUCCACGUCCUGGUGCUUGCAUUGAUAAUUUUGCCCGGAGUGUUGGGUAUAAUACUUCUUCUGACUUGCCUGACAAAGUUUUGCAGUUUGUUAGAGAUCACCCUCUAAUGGAUAAUUCUGUAAAUCCAAUUGGUAAUAGACCGGUGCUGCUGAAGAGAGGUUCAAACUACACCAGGAUUGUAGUAGACAGAGUCACUGGCCUAGAUAAACAAACAUACGAUGUUAUGUUUCUAGGAACAGAUGAUGGAUAUUUGCAUAAAGCUUUCAGUUGUGAUGGGGAAAUGUUCAUUGUGGAAGAGCUACAGCUGUUUCCGUCUCCUGAGCCUGUACAGUCUCUCCAGCUGUCUUCUCAAAAGGGAAUGCUCUAUGUGGGGUCCCUAUCUCAAGUGGUGCAGCUUCCAGUUUCUGAGUGCCACCGGUACAAGUACUGCUUGGAUUGCAUCUUGGCGAGGGAUCCUUACUGCGCGUGGUCUCAGUCUGCUAAGGAAUGUGUUCUGGCAAAUCGAACGGGUCAUACGGAGGAGCAGCCAAUCUUCAGCACCAGGGCCCAUGUUUUCCAGAUUGACCCUGCCACCAAACGGAACUGGAUCCCUGCCAGCAAGCACGCUUUGACUGUCUCCUAUUUCUACGAUGCCACACGCAAUGUGUACCGGAUCAUCAGCGUGGGGGGCACCAAGGCGAUCAUCAACAGCACUAUUACCCCCAACAUGACCUUCACAAAGACGUCCCAGAAAUUUGGACAGUGGGCAGACAGCCGAGCCAACACGGUGUAUGGGUUGGGCUUUGCUUCGGAGCAACAUCUCUCCCAGUUUGCAGAGAAGUUCCAGGAAGUGAAAGAAGCAGCCCGUUUGGCGAGGGAGAAGUCCCAGGAUAAAACAGAGCUGACCAAUCCUGCCCUGAAUAUCACAUCUCACCAGGUACUUCCCAGCCCCAUCAUCAGCUCCAAUGGGCCAGGAGAAGAUAAACUAUUCCGGAGCCAAAGUGCCGAUGUUGAGAUAACAACAGAGAAAGAGCGGCUGAAGAAGAUGCUUUCAGAAGGUUCAGUGAGCGAGGUCCAGUGGGAGGCCGAAUUCUUCAGCCUCCAGGACAACAACAACAAGCUCGUAGCUGCUCUCCAUGAAGCCAACGCCAAUGUGGACCAGUGGAAGAAGCAGCUGGCUGCUUAUCAGGAGGAGACGGAAACGCUGCGGCAGCGGGUAGCAGAACUGGAGUCACAGGGGGCUCACGAUUCCUCCAGCGAGAACAACAAGGAAGAGCUGAGCCAAACCCUGGAGGAGCUGGAACUACUGAUCAAGGCUAAAGAUGAGGAGAUUCAGAUGCUAAAGAGCCAGAAGUGUGGCCGAUGGGAAGCAGAGGGCGAGCGUGAGGAGACACUGCAGAAGCUGCAGGAGCUGGAGGCACGCAACGCAGAGCUGGAGCGGCGCCUUCACUUGGCUGAGCAGACGCUGGCGGAGACCUUAGCCGAGAGGGAGAAGAUCCAGAACGAGGUCACCAAGGUGGCAGAGAUAAUGGAUGUGAAGAUAUUUGAGCUCAGUGAGAUCCGGCAGGGACUAGCCAAGCUGGUAGAGAGCAACUGAGCAGCAGCACACUCAGAGGAGACACCUCCGGAGGAGAGGAGCCCGAGCUGGGACUGGUCACUGACAGCAAUUACAGUCACAGAACAGCCUCGAGGUCUGUUCGGGCAGGAUACGCCAACAUACCAGCAGCUGCCUGGACAGUGUGGAGACCAGCCGCAGCCACUUACUGCCCGCUGAACACCCAGACAGAGGGCAGAGAGGACCUGAGCUCCUGAAUCCUCUACAGUGAGCAUCUACAAGUCACAGCCAGACCUCUCUGGACCCUGCCGUGGCUGUGGCAUGGUCCAGAGACCGCAGGUGUCCCUGUGCUGCCUUCCCAACCUCCCUGCUGCCACACUGUGUCUCCAACAUUUUUACAGUUUUCUAAGGGAAGGGGCUGAGCAGCCUUCGCGUUUUUUUCAGUAGUUUUUUAGGAAACCACUUGCCUUUUGCAAAUAAGCUGCCUGUUUCCCCACCUAGGGAGGGAGGAGAAGUUCUAGCACACUGAGGACAACAGUUGCUCCUUUUCUCCCCAGCCCUAACUAAAUCGUGUCUUUCUAACAGGAUCCAGUAACACUGGUCACUGUCAGGAGCUUCCAAAGGUAGCAGAGCCCUCACUGCAGAGAAGGGUGCUUGCCUGACCACGUGUCCUUUCCACUGUUCAGUCACAUCCUCCAGAAGAAAAAGAACUGCAGGUUUUAAAGCUCUUAUUAGUUUAACACAGUGGGAUUUGAUGACUUGUUAAAACUUUAAGCUGAGAAGAGUAGAAGCGUGGUUGGGAAAGGGGCAUUUGAGAAAUGGGACAUCCCUGAGGGGAUGGCCAACAAACUGCUAGACUGGCAUCUCUCCCGGCCUCUAAGGGCUGCAGUUAAUUGAAAUUAAAUGGAGCAAAUCGCAGUUGCUCUUGGUUUCUUUUUUCUGUUUUUAUUGGGAAACAGUCCACAGAGAUGUCCUGCUCCAUGUCAGCCGAGCAGUAUUCCUUGUGAAGGGUACAGGUCCCAGCUUGCCAUGCUUGGCCAGAUUAAAUGAGAACAGGAGGCGUUUGGAGCAUGCUGGGACCAGUGCCCUGCGGGGCCUGUGGGAAGUUUGUGAGUUAUCGUAGAUGUUGUCUAGUAAUAGGAAUUGAGCAAGGCCUGAGGGAGGCACCACAGAAACCUGGAAAGUUGUGUUGUCGUCCCCGGCGCCUGCUGUGCCCCCGUAGUUACCUAGGAGCAUGCUUAGCCCUGUGCUGAAUGACGAAGCAGUAUCUGUGUAGAAGUAGUUAGUAACCUUACAGGAGUGUUGAUGGAUUUGGCUUUUGUUGUUGGUUUUUUUUGCCCUCUUUGCCGCUGCAAGUUAAGCAAAGACAGCAGUAAUCCUGGGAAUAUUUCACAGGUCUGCAGAAACUCUGGUACUUAGCAAGCGCUGGCUGCCAAGUACUGCCCUCUCCGCACCCAGCCGAACCUUGGCAGACCUGUGGAAAGGUGGUGCGGCUCCUCAGGGCCUGCCUCUCCUUUCACUCACCUGGUGACCACGAGAGGAACCCACAGCUUCCAUGCACUGCCUGCAAGUCAGGGCAGGAUUUAGGUCUGGCACCUUGGGAAUCUGCUGGAGUGGAGAACUGCUGGUGACUCUGUGCUGGAUUGCGUCUAGGCAAAGCCCUUCCCUUUCCCAGGGGUGAUGAGGAAACAUCGAGAUUUCCAGACCUGCAGAGGCAGGGAAGGGCUUUUCUGGUUUGGGGUUGGGAAGUUUUUUGUUGGUUUUUACCUUUUUUUUUCUUCUUUUUUUUUUUUUUUUUCUUUUUGCAUGAAGUGUUCUCACAACUGUAUGGGACUGGAGCUACUGUAGUAAUAUUUGUUUCAGGGUAUUUAAGAAGGGAAGGAAGUAACUGGGUGGCAAAAACUUCUAGGGACUUGUUUACCACCCCAUGCCAGUGUUCAUAUUUUAUUCCUACAGGAGCAGCCUUCUUUUGAAAUAGAGAUCAGCUCCAAGAAAGGUGUGUUUGGUUUGCAUCUCUGUCACUGUAAUAUGGAAGGAGGAGGGUGGGAUUUGCGAGUAUGG